Rhipicephalus microplus (southern cattle tick) is the source of this 2065-nucleotide messenger RNA. RefSeq names its product scoloptoxin SSD976. NCBI's taxonomy places the organism in Eukaryota, Metazoa, Arthropoda, Arachnida, Ixodida, Ixodidae. The record is from RefSeq and is a predicted model, not a curated record.
AGGAGGUGCGUUAUGUGGAGCAUGUCGUUGUGGAAGGAAACAGCCGUGUUGGAUUCGCUGCACUGAAAAGGUGUCAUUGGAUGUGACAGCUGCUCACGGGAAUCAAAGUCGUUAACAUAAAGUGUUGAUCUUUGGGUGUUUGUCUUCGAAAAGGCACGAUUACGAACAUUUCAACGUGCAGCUUUUUCUCCCGCAAGUGCGGCUUGCGGGGUACUGCGCAGGAACAACAUAUUACCGCUCACCACUUGUGCCAAUCACUGGAUUCACUUCGGGCGCGUGCUAACAAUGCGUUCCACGUCCGCGACCAAUUCCCUAGCUAACGGCAGAAUCACGCCACGCAUGCCUAGGCCACCGUCGAGAAUGCUGCCCGACUUGUCCAAGCUGCAACUGGCGUUUGCCGUGGUCACGGCCUUUGUGACCGGGAAUCAUCUGUGGGGAGUCGAUGAGGAACAGCCUGUCGCGCCACCGCCGGCCAUCCCAAACUGCCACGUCAUCAGCACGGGCCUCAACGCCGACGAGAAAGCCGCGCUGCUGAGGCAGCACAACGAGCUUCGCAGCAUGGUGGCGAAGGGACAGCUGAAGGGGCUCGAGCCUGCCGCCAACAUGCUAGCAUUGAGGUGGGACGACGACCUCGCCGAAUUGGCGCAAGCGCAGGCCAAACAGUGCAGCUUUUCACCGGAGGUGGAUGAGGAAGAGAAAACAAUCAAGCCUCCCUCAGUGGGCCAGAACGUGGGCUGGGAGGCAAGCUCGGAUCCAUUCUCGGAUCACCUGGACCUCCCGCACCUGAGCGCUUGGAUGGAUCAGCACACGGACGUCGAAGACGACGUCAUCAGCUCCUACCGCAAUACCGAACGUGGCAUCGGGCAGUUCACUCAGAUGAUCUGGGCGAAGACGCAGUACGUGGGCUGUGGCGUGGCUACCUACACCCGCAGCGACAAUGUCGGCCACUUUCCGUACCAACGAACGCUCGUGUGCAACUACGGUCCAGGAGGAAACGUCCUGGGACUGCCUGUGUACAAGGAAGGUGGCACAUGCAGCCGCUGUGCAGCUGGCACCACUUGCGAGAAGGCUACAGGACUGUGCGUGGUGGAUGAAACCGAGCACGAAGACCAUGGCCGCAAGGUUUGGAAACUUCGUGCGAGUGAAGUGAACUGGAGAGCCCUUGGCCUUGCCGUGGCGCUCAUUAUCUGGUUCUGCUUCUGAACUGCCACGCUCGCCACAACAACACGACGAUCCAUUCUAUCACUGUUCUGUGACCGUGCGUUCCUUACAAGUACCUGAUGAAACGUAAAUUCUGUGCACGUCACCACUAUUUUUGUAUUUUUAUCAAAUUAACACUGUAAGUUGACUUGCCACUGUAUCCGCAGCCCGAAGAACAAUUUUUGUCGAAAACAUUUUACAGGCGCCUGUUUCUUCUAAUAGAAAUGCACAGUGAGCUGUAUUUGACGCUGGUCACAAGAUGCUUAUUGUUGAAGACCUGGAAGGGUGGAUCUGACUUUUUUUUUUAACUAUAUUUAUGAAGAAUUUCUGGCAUGCCAUUUGUAACAAAUAGACACGCUGUCAAGACAAACUGGAAUGACAUGUUAGAGACAAAAAUAAAAUACGAUGUCGCAUCCUGCAACUAAGUGUGAAAUUUGUCUAUUAGGUAAUACUUGGGUGUUUGUUUUGAGCAAAGAAAUUAAUAGAGCGAUUCAGUUGCUUAUCAGAUGUGAGAGGCUGAUUUUUAUUGUAGAGAUGAUGAACAUGAAUUUUAGAUAAUAAGAAUUCGUGUGUGCUUGUGUGUACGUUCGUGCAAACCACAUGAGAAAUUAUUUAGCUCAAAAACGGGGAAGAAAUUCUCAUAAACAAGAACACAAAGUUGCAGGAUUAGCACACGCCCGGAGCUUGGCGUUUUUCUCCUCUUGCUUAGGAUUUAUUCAUUUAUUCUUUUGCAAUAAAAAAAAACUCUGACGUGAUCCAAAUCUCACUAGCCCAACACAAAGUUCAUUAAAAUGCAUACGAAUCUGCGUGCUAUAGUUUCACUGCCUGGAGUUGCAAUUUAAAAUAUAAGCGAAACGGCAAGGUU